AUGGCUGGACAACAAUACGACAUGUAUGCCGACUACACGCAGAGCCAUAACCGGUCACCCGUCUCCAAUCGUUAUGGCGGCAACCUCUCCCUGAACCGCCAACCUUCGCGACAGUUCGAACAAUACAACACUCAUCACCUGCAAGGCGGCCUGCUCUACCAGGACGACCACUCCGCGCAAUACGACCCAUCUCCCCGAUUCGACAGGAUGCCAUCCAACACUUUACACUCAUCUAAUUAUCCAUACGAGAAUCAGACCUGGAACUAUGGGGGGGCAAAUGCCGUUGCGAACCCUCUGGGUGGUACGGGUCGGAUCAAGGCACAACCACCUCGAAGAGCCGGUCUUCCAUCUGGAUGGCUCGAACCUCAGAUGCACCAAGCCGACAACAUGAACAACUACCAAAUGAACAACCAGUUCAAUAUGCACCAGCUCGCCCAGCAACGCGCCUCGCCUCCCCAGGGCGACAACGACGAGUUGAUUCCUACUGCAAUUGUCAUCAAGAACAUUCCUUUUGCUGUGAAGAAAGAGCAACUCAUCGCGUGUAUGACUGAUAUGCGUCUGCCGCUUCCUUAUGCUUUCAACUACCACUUCGAUUCGGGUGUAUUCAGAGGCUUAGCAUUCGCCAACUUCACCAAUGCCGAGGAGACCCAAACGGUCAUUCAGGCCAUGAAUCACAUGGAGCUGCAGGGGAGAAAGCUCAGGGUCGAAUACAAGAAGAUGUUGCCGGUUCAGGAGCGUGAGCGAAUCGAGAGAGACAAGAGAGAAAAGCGAGGACAAUUGCAGGAGCAGCAUCAGCCUCUGGCACCGAACCAGGUGCAGAACCCUCUGCAUGCGCAGUCAUCCAUGGCAUCUUUGACUUCCUUGAGUUCGGCCAACCAUCCCCCUCCAGCAUCACCUUCUCCGGUUUCCUUCCGGGGCAAGCUCGGUAAUCUCAUCCCUACCCAAUAUUUGGACGCGUUACCAUCCAAGCUAACAUGGCCAGACCUCGAUCUGAACGAGCCGGUAACCCUCGGUUACUACAGCGAAUUGAUGCUGUUCAAGAAUGACCCUAAACGCGAGACGUUAAUAUUUCCCCCUACAAUCAUCCCUGCGGACAGACGAACCAUCCAUACACUUGCACAUCACAUGGGUCUCGAGCAUAGAUCCGAGGGACAAGGAGAGUCUAGAUGUGUUCAAAUCCUCAAGAGAGGUACCGCUCAGAUCAGUCCUCCUAUCCCCCAGCCAUCCAACUACUACACCGAGUCCUCCCGUAGAGGUCUGAACCGUGCCGCGACGAUCGACUUCAGCGAAACCCGGGACCGUGAGAGUUCCAGCCACUACCAUGCCCUCAAUCGUCAAGGCUCCAACCUAUUGGACAUCCCAGCAUCCCCGGGCCUUGGGGGACUCUCUGCGCAUAACAACCUGAGAGCGGCCAAGUCAUUCGCUGACCUUCGUUCGUACACCCCAUCACCUGUGACCUCGACUGCUAGUUUCCCUGCUGGGUUGACCCAAAAUAUCUCACGGUAUGCAGCAGAGUACAGCCAAGGUUCGGCCGCGUCCGGAACCCCCAACCUCACCCCAACGUCUGCGGGAGGCGGUAUGAACGGACGCGACGAUACUUUCCUGUCGAAUGGGAUCAGCAACAUGACCAUUGGAUACGAUCGUCCGAGCUCAAGCCGACCGAGUGCCACCGGCCGUAUCGGCCAAGAACGAGACGCCCAUGUUCCAGCCACUGGUGCCAUCGGAAGCCAGAGACCUGCCAAUAAUGGCUGGGAGGAUGUUCCCAGAAACGGUGCCGCUGUAGAGAGGCAGCCCCGAGGUCCCGGUGCUGACUGGGGAGCUGGCAGUGGAUUCUCAAGAACAAGAACAAAUGGCCAUAUCACUCGGGGUAGUGGUGAGCAUGACUUGAGUAGCCUCGACAACGGCUGGGACGAUACCAGAGCGCAAGAUUCGUCUGAUCGGACCGGCGUUCCGCAAUCCACCUUGCGAUACUUGUAG
Molecule: messenger RNA, 1977 nt
Organism: Drepanopeziza brunnea f. sp. 'multigermtubi' MB_m1
Lineage: Eukaryota; Fungi; Ascomycota; Leotiomycetes; Helotiales; Drepanopezizaceae
Source: RefSeq, a predicted model, not a curated record